UUUUGUGUGACAAUGUGCAAUUCACACUCCGACCUGUGAAAGGCAGCAAUACUUGUAUAGUCUGCCGGAAACUCACACAAAGUAGUACACGGAAGUGAACAAGAACAAUUUCCACGAUAGCGUUUUUUUUUUAGACGUUUAUAAACAUCCUGGAACUUAAAAUAUUACUAAUUUAACUGCACAGCAUCACAUACUUACCACUUGUAGCGUUUAAUUCGCGUUGGAGACAGGACUUGGUUGAUAGAUGUUAUCUAGGUAACGCUACCUAGCUAGCUGCUAACGUUAGCUAACAAUGGCUAACUGUAUGGUUUUUCACACUCAAAUAGCCUCCAUCAUGGAGGUGCUAGCGAAUGCAGCCGUAGCAGAGAUCUGUAAACUCGUAGAUGACGACUAUGCAGUAUUUCGUUUGGAAAUAACUCAAAGCCAGAAAGAAAACAGGGCUUUGCGGAGGAAACUACUGGAACUGAAGGUGGCACGGGAGCGCGCAGAGAGGACAGUGCGAGAGCGUGUCCUCGCCAGUCGUCCCAGGAGUGUCAAGAUCCUCGACCGAUACAAAGGAAUGGCAAGAGGUGAAGGACAUCACACUGGAGGCCACAGGAGUUUUGUCAAACCAGCGGGACACAACACAUGGAGAGAUGACCAACCAAUAACUGUUGAUGAGAGGAGUGGAACCUCAACCCAGCAUGUUAUCGUGAUAGAGUCUACAGAUGCAGAGGCUGCAGGUCCUGGGGUCAAGCAGGAGAGGUCUGAAGGAGAGGAGGACCCACGGCACAGCAGAGACAUCCAGACUGGAGCAGCGUCUGGAGUUCCCCCUGUAGCCACAGAGGACCCCACCACCGCCCCAGCGCAGCCCAGGACCCGACGAAGCAUCACGGAGGUCAGUGGAACGCUGAAUGCCGUCCUCAAGUCAGAGACAGACACAGAGACUUUAACUGUAACACACAGGCUCUUACACACAGGAUCUGACCUCAGAUCAGAGAGACAGGGUCUGGGGAGUCUGGGCUGUCCUCCUGCUCCCGGCUCAGAAUAUUUACCGGUAUUUCACCAGAACCAGAGAACGGUUAAUUUCCGUGGGGAUGUUGAUGGUGAUGCAUUAGACACUGGCAGUGAUGAUCCAUCUUGUUCUUAUAUUACAGAGAUGGACCCUAGCAACAUGCCCUUGGGUUUAGAGACACAGACUGAUCUGUCUAGAGGGGACUGGAACCGGUACAGUAGUAGUGUAUACUCUGAAGGGUGCUUAGAUAAGAAAGGGGAGGUUAUAGUGGUAGAUGAGGUGAAAGUGGAGGGCGACGCUCCUCCAACAUGGAAUGCAGAUAGUCACCUAGGAGACGGACACUCACAGGGCAGAUAUUUCUUAGAUUACAGGGGAAGCUUAGAGACUAAUCUAAAUGUCACCACCCACUCCUCUUUACAUGCGUUCAGGGAUGAUGACCCAGUGUUCACGUCGAUGGCACCUUCCGAUUCACAGGGCCACGUCCUUUUCGAUCAGGUAUUAAACUCAAAUGACAGGUCUAGAGCCCAGGCUCAGGGAGGGGGAGCCACAUCAGGCAAUAAUAAAGAGAAACGAUUCCUCUGCACGUUCUGUAACAAAGGCUUCAGCUGCCCCCAGAAGGUGGAGAGGCACCAGAGGGUCCACACAGGGGAGAAACCCUACAGCUGUACCCAGUGUGAGAAGAGGUUCUCCCGCCAGGACAACCUAAAGAUGCACCAGAGGGUCCACACAGGGGAGAAACCCUUCAGCUGUACCCAGUGUCACAUGCGCUUCGCCCUGGCUGGCAACCUGAAGAUGCACCUGAAGGUCCACACGGGAGAAAGGCCAUUUGCCUGUACGCACUGCGGGAAGAGGUUCUCCGAGAGAAGAUACCUCAGGAUACACCAGCAGAAAAACCAUGCCACUCUAUGAUAUAGAAAGUAACCAUUCCACUCGAUAGCUUCUGACAUUUAGAUCAAACCCUGCAUUAAAGACAAAGAUGAAUUUAUUGUCAGCAGAAAAGAUCCACUGAUUACUUUUGACUUAUCAUAGCUUACUUUUUUUUAUCCACAACAUUCUAUUUAUGUCCACCGUGAUGGGUUUAGCAACAAUGAUUGUCAUUCAGUAACUACAGUAUAGGACUGGGGAUGGGUAAACUCUCCAUGUUGACAGUGUGUUUAUUAUCUGUGUGUGCGUCUAUGUCUGUGUAAUCUGUAUCACCUCUCUCUUC
Coregonus clupeaformis (lake whitefish) is the source of this 2201-nucleotide messenger RNA. Its product is annotated as oocyte zinc finger protein XlCOF29. The record is from RefSeq and is a predicted model, not a curated record. Lineage: Eukaryota; Metazoa; Chordata; Actinopteri; Salmoniformes; Salmonidae. The coding region runs from base 293 to 1903 and encodes 536 amino acids. The transcript has 3 exons. Gene Ontology annotation, cellular component: nucleus.